AUGAGUUCAGAAGGUGAUAACAAUACUUCUAUUCCAGAUUUGGAAGAAUUAUAUAAUCUUAGUGGGACUAUAGUGGAUGAUCCUUCUCUUCUAAAUCAUAACAUUCGAAAGAUUUGCGCGCUUCUCGGAACUCAACACCAUGAAAAGGCUGAUCAAAUGCUUGGAAUGAUGAUACUGCUUCAUUCAACACGAAUGGUUUCAACAUCAUGGACUGUUCUACUUCAAUGUUUACGAGAAUCUUUAGAAAUUCAAGUUCAAUUGUCUCUUAUACGUCAGUUUGCAAAUAUUGUUAAUCGUAUUAUAGUAUCUCAACGAAGUAAUGCUUUUAGAGUCUUUGCUAAAGAAGUUUUAAAUUUACUUGAUUCUUUGGAUUUUGUUGUUACCAACCAUUCAUUCCUUUUAAAUUUUCGUGUAAUACUAGAAUCUCUUGGAAGUUAUGGGGAAAAACAUCUUUCACAAGCUAUUUUAGAUAAAUUAUUACAACAUAUUAUCUACUGUGAACGAACAGAAGUACGUCGAGCAGCUGCACUUUUGGCAGCAGAAUUAAUCGCAAAUACCCCUCAUUGUGGAACUUUUUCAAACAUGUUAGAUACUAUAGAAAUGAAAAGUGAUGUAUUAGGAAGUUGUAUCACCUUGGAUGCAUGUUUACCUCUUUUAAUAGAUCAAGCCAAAAAACUUUCCCUUAAUCCUACUCUAUAUCAAACUGUUUUACAUGCUAAAACCUGUAUAAAUAAAUGGAUGUUAUCUUUAUUGGUAGAAGAUCCAAUUCGUCAUUUAAUUAUACCGGUUAUUGUUUCAUGUUAUGAAAAAGUAAAACUUUUUGACCCUUUAUGGUUAUUGCCUUCAUAUGAUAAAAUUUUUAAAAAGGUAAUUAUGACUUUAUCGCAACAAGAGAUCAAAACUAUUUUAAUAUCUCCUUUACUCAACCUUCUUCAGUUUUUAAAACCACAAGAAGAACAUGAAAUUGAAGUUAUUUGGCAUUUGACAUCUCAUAAAGAUCCUAUGAUUCGGUAUAGUUCUUUAUGUUGUUUAUCAACCAGAGUGCAUAUUAUGAAAUACAAUCUUGCAAAAGAUUUAUUAACUCGUACUAUAAAUCUUCAUGAAAAAUAUAUGACUAUAAAAUGUGGUUAUACAGUCUCUGGAUUACUUGUAUUCAUAACUGCAUUAUCCUUAACUACAUAUCAAAAAGAUUCAAAAAAGUUUUUAAAAGUUUUACGUUCACAUUUUGAUUUAACAAAUCCUCUGAAUUCUAUUCCUUCUGUACAAAUUGAGGUACUUUAUUUAAUUGAAAAGUUACCUGAUUUUUGUAUGAGAUCAUUUUCCUUUGUUUUACAAUCGUUACUAGAAACUGACUCAAGACUUCGUAAAACUGCUUUUACUGUUUUAAUAAAAUGGUGUGAAGAGUUUGUUUUGGAUAGUGUAAUGUUUACUAUACCCUACUUUCGGGGGACUGAUUUUAUAGAAGGAACUUUUUCUACAAGGUUAAAAUUUCAAAAAAAAGAAAAAAGUUGGUUAUAUCAGUCUCAAAAUUUGGUAUUUUUAAUUUUAUACUUGUUAGAAAAGUUACAAUUCGAAAUAGGAAAUUCUUCUAGGGAACGUUAUCAAAUUAUUCAAUCUAUUUGUGAAGGAUUAUUGAAUUUAACUAGUUUAACUAUAUGUAACUAUUCUUUAAGUAAUAGAUUACUUGAAGAAACCUUUUACCGAGCUUUUAUAGCUUUAAAAGAUUUAUUGCUUUCAACAGAGACUUUUCCUUUUGAUAUUUAUAUCUCUGUGAUUUCUACAACUUUUUCCUGUUUAAGGAAAUGUAAAAGUGAGAAUUGUUUUGAUAUAUUUGUACACAAAGAACUCUUUGACUAUAUAUGGAGUGUUAUUUAUUUGUGUUGUAAAGCAAUUGAUCAAGUUUCAGUACCACAUUUACAUGAAGAGCAUUCAAUUUAUCUUAUGAGAAAAGAAUUAUCAGAAGAUUUUAAAAAAAUGAUUCUUUCUUCAGCUUAUUCUAGACUUACUAAUAUACGAAACUAUCGUGAUGCUCAUAUUUUUCAUCUUAUUGAACAAUUAACUGAACUUUUUAUAGAGUUAAUUCAUUUUGGAAAUUGUUCAACGAUUUUUAUUUUUCAAAUGAGUCAAUUAUAUCCAUACAUACUUUCUUGCUUUGAUAUUCUUGUGGCGUCAAAUCCUAUUGUUUCGUUAAAAGUAUGUCGAUCCCUUUUUGAACUUUUAUUUUGUAAUAAUGUAAUAAGUGAUGAAAGUAUACAGUAUGAAACUGAAACAAAGUUUGAUUAUACAGGAUUUCUCUCUUUAACUGUUAAAAUAUUAACAAAAAGUCUUGCUUUUGAUUUGCUCUUUAUUGGUGAUGAACUAUUUAAAUUUAUUAAACUAUUGAUUCAAAGAGAUAAAGUUAUUGCUAAUAAAAAGUACUACCUUGCACUGGAUACAAAUUUUUCACUUGUAAGGCGAAUGUUUUCUAUUGUAACAGAUAAAAACUACUAUAAUGUUGUACGAGGGGUAACUAUAGUUGAACCAAUUUUAGGUAUAUUGGAAUUACUUCUUUCUUCACCAUAUGUUUCCCUUGUUAAGGAAAUAGGAGGAAGAAAUGAAUGUUUAAAAGUAUUGACAAUAAUUGAUGAAACUAGUAAAGAGCUUCAAAGUGAUAAGUUUAAAAAUUGCAGAGAUAUUGUACUACAUAUGUUGGUAUUUUAUAGUGAAAAUGAUAAUGAAGACAUUUUACAAAUGCUUACAAAUUGUAGUAACUUAUUUAAACAAAAAUGGGAAAAUAGUGAGGAUUUUCUGUCUGAGUUUUAUAAAUUUUGUGAAUAUAUUCUUCUUUGUGAUUCCAUAGAUUCUAUCUUGGAUUUACUUCUACAACAAGAAGAGUCAAUUGCUUCAGCUAUUUGUCUAUGUAUUUUAGAUCCAUUUUAUAUUUAUCGUUUAGUUGAAUUUAUUCUAAAAACAGAAUGUGAAACAUUUAUAUUAGAACUUGUUUUGGUUAUUAUUUCAAAUAUUGAAGAUGAUGUAAAUGUGAAAGAUGCUCACUUAGUAGUUAAUGAGAGUAUUCUCGGUUUAAAUGAUGAUCUUAUUGCACAUAUUGUAGAUGCCUUUCGUUGGGGAUGGGUAGAAUGUGAAGAAUCACUCAUAGUAGUACAAAUUAUCACAGACACACGGUAUAAUUUUUCACUUCGUAGAGCAUUUUAUGAUGCUGCAAAAAGGACUUUUUUACACUUUCCUUCAUACUUCAUGGAAAAUUCAGACUUUUUAUAUGUGGCCUUAUCUUCUUUUCCCCAAGUAAUUCCAACAAGAUUUACAGAGGAAAUCCAGAAGAUUCCUUUCUUAAGACUAUUUUGUGAAACUAUAGGUUUUCGUAAUAUGAAUUUAUUGAAUUUUAAUUUAGAAAGAGAGUCUAUAGAUAUUUCAAGUAAAACAAAAAAAGAGGAAUUCUUUACCUUAAUUUCCGGGUUACCUUUUUUUACAUCUGGUCUUUCAGAAUCACCGACAUUAUUUUUAAAAUUUCUAGGUACGAAAUCUGUUACUAUAAGAGAAUUACUUGAAUGUAUCCACCCAAAGCAUGUAGAAAGUCUUAUAUCUACUAUGGGAGAAUAUGGUUUGCUUAAUUUAUUGGAAUUUGUUGACAUAAUUGAAUUAACGAAACUAUGCAUAAGAGGUAAUUUAACAUCAUUACAUUUUAACUCUGUAACUAUUUACUCUUUGUUAAAAAGAAUUCUUGAGAUAUUAUCAAUAGAAUCGGAAAAUAUGGAAUUAGAUGUAUAUCUUAGAUAUUCUUCUAUGUUUUUACUAGUUCUUGUAGCCCCUGACAAGGAUCAUGGAUGGGAUAAAAUUCUAAAUAAUGAAGACUUAACAGACGAAUUCAUUCCUUUUAAAAUGUUACUCUUGUCUAUUAUAAAUAAAUGUUUAGAAUUAUCUUUAAUAGAUAUAAAAUCAAUCGUAAGGUAUGUUGUAUCUAUUUUUAUUCAUUCAUCAUCUAAUAUAAAUCACGGAAUUUUUGAAUCUAUACUUUGGUUAGUAGUAAAAUGCUGUAUAUAUUCUGUGUGGGAAGUAAUUAUAGGAGAAGAGAUAUGUCAAACAUAUGAUUUGUCAUGUCUUAAAUUUCUCUGCAAAUUAAAUCAAACUGUUGGAUUUCCAUCUCAACUUAUGGAAGAGAUGCAUGCCCGAUAUACACCACAACUUUUAUCUUUUGGUAAUUCUCGUCAACUUGAUGGAGAUGAACAACGUUUCAUAUUUUGGAUUAUAACAAGUUUAUUAUUACAUACAAUUAUAUCAGAAGAACGUCAUUCAAAACCUAAGACACAUAUGAGUUUAACAGAUAUAUUAUAUCAAUAUGAUGAUUUUCCUUUAGAAUUAAUGUCUUCUGAAUCAACUUCAAGAAUAAAAUUUAUUUUUAAUGAUUCCUUAUUUUCAACUUAUGCACAGAUUCCGAUUCUCUCAAGUCAACGACAUUGGAAUAUUCAUACUAUUGGAUAUCUUCUUCCAUUAUGUGGACGUUAUACACCUUUAAAAGAAGUAAGUAAAAAAAUUUCUGCAUCACUUAUUCAUUUAUACCUUCACGUAAUUUCAUCUGUUAUUACUGAAGCAUUAAAGUUUCCUACUUAUUGUAUAUCAGAUGUCUUUUUUUCUUUAAUGACUCUUUCGGCAGGAAAUAUUUAUCUCUUGAGACAUUCUCAAGCAUAUGAAGGUACAGUUGCGUCAAAUAUUCUUUCAAUCCUUUUUGUAUGGUAUCGUGAUUAUGCAGCUUCUUUUAUUGAUAACGCUUAUAUUCAAUGUAAUGUUCUUCGUUUUCAUGUGGGUUUACUUCCUUAUUUUGGUAUGUCACCGUUACUAUUUGAUGUAUUAGAUACAGUUGCAUGUACAACAAUUAUGUUGAGUUUAUUUACAACAGGAGAUGAAAAAAUAAAUGGGUAUAUGGAUCCUAUAUCAAUUCUUUCAAAAAUAAUUAAAAUGGAUAUAUUUUCUUAUAUGGGUGCUCUUACAGCUAUGAUUAUAAUGUCUGGCGCAUCUACGCAUAAAGAAGUUGAACCAGUAGCUUUUUUACUAUCACGUCGUUUUUUUGAUGAUUUAGAAUCAACUUCUUGGGGUUGUUUAUCAUUUAACUUUGGAAUUUUACAAAUGAUACGUAGUGCAUGUAGCAUUCUUUCUCUUCUUCCAGAUGAUCAUCUUUCUAUAAAAAUAUGUGAAGCUCUUUGGAAUGGAGUUCUCAGUAAAACGUAUGGACGUAGAAUUCAACACUAUACAUACUAUACACUACAAUGUAUUGGUCACGUAACAACUGUAGGUCAAACACAAUGGCGUACAUUACGAGCUCUCUUAAGUGGUAAACCAAAUUACAAGGAACAAGAUAAACCAACUUUAAUUCUUGGAGUAGAAUUAAAAAAUAAUGUUAUGGAAGAUUUAAAAGGUUUAAAUACCUUUAUAGCUCCCAUACGAGAAGUACCACUUUUAUUUCAAUUUUCACCUUACGCUUUGCAACUUCAAAAAGAAAGAAAUAAACUUUUUAUUAUUGAAACUUCAGCUUCAUUAAUUUUACGAAGUGCUUACAGUGAUAUUCAGAGAGAAGAAUUGGAUUACAAUAGUAUUCAGGUGAUGACUUAUUUGAAUACUAUUCAUGAUACUCCAUCUUAUACUAAUGGAAUUGCCUUAAUUAUUGUUAGUGAACUUUUAUCUAAAAUAUUUGAACAAGAAGAUGCACUAUUUCUUGCAUUAAAUAAAUUUGAUUUUACUAUUUCUUCUAAACGUCUUCUUUUGUAUGAGUUUCAUAAAAUGUCUGAGAGAGUUAUAAAGGAAAAUAAACAAGAAGAAUCUCGUUGGGAUGUCAUUGCAGAUGCAACACGGCUUUUAUUUGAGGCUUCACUGGGAAAAGAAUGUAUAGAAUUGUCUUCGUGGUGGUGGUUGAUUUGUGUUAUGCUAAACAGCUUUCUUGGUAUAAAAGAACCUGAAUUUUCUCGCCUAAUUACAAUAAUCCUGACACAACCUCUUAGUAUUUUCACUGAAAAAACCUUAGCAAUAAAUAUAACUUCUUAUCUUUUAGAAAUAAUGGACUGUAAGUCAAGGCUAAGAUUUUUUUUUAGAGAAUUAAAAGAACUUUGUGUUGAUCGAUCUUCAAAAAAACUUUUGACCAAUUCUGUAACAGACAUUAUCACUACCUUGCUGCAAAGUAUCCCUCCGUGA
Messenger RNA from Trypanosoma theileri, 6177 nucleotides. RefSeq lists its product as uncharacterized. The coding region runs from base 1 to 6177 and encodes 2058 amino acids. Lineage: Eukaryota; Euglenozoa; Kinetoplastea; Trypanosomatida; Trypanosomatidae. The record is from RefSeq and is a predicted model, not a curated record. The transcript has a single exon.